AUGUACCGAAUUCAGUACAAUUGUACCGAAACGGCCGUCCUCAAAUUUGGCCGCCUGGAGAAACUGCUCCUCUGCUCCACCCUACAGGACGGCCCCCCUCCUACCCAGUACAUCGCACUAUUGAACAACCCCGAGAAAAAGAAAGAGAUCAGUUCUAAGAUCGAAAACGAACUAGAAAUGGUAGAGGUACCUGUACGGGAAGAAGAUGUCGAAAAGACAUGGAAUGAUUUAAAAACUAGAAUAACAAAUAUCCAGGAAAAAGAUAUUGGAUUCACGGCAACCAACAAAAAGCAGGAAUGGAUAACACAGGAAAUACUAGACCUCAUGGAUGACAGACGGAAGCAGAAGGCAAACCCGAUAGAAUACAAACGUUUAAAUGGGAUCAUUAGGAAAAAGUGCCGGGAAGAGAAAGAGAUCUGGAUGUCAACAAAAUGUCAAGAAAUAGAGCAACUACAAGCAAAGUAUGACACCUUCAAUGUUCAUAAAAAAGUGAAAGAAUUUACACACAGACACAGAAAACACCAAGAAACAAUCCUAAGAAACGAUAACAACGAGAUAAUUUUAGGAGUAAAGGCUAAGCUUGUGAGAUGGAAAGAAUAUAUCGAAACACUUUUUAAUGAUGACAGACCCUGUUCCCCACCACCGAUAGAUCACAUACUGAAUGAAAAGGCUCCAGCAAUAACCAAAGACGAAGUUGUUCAUGCCAUAAAAGCGCAGAAAAGCGGAAAAGCUACCGGUCCCGAUAAAAUAAACGUUGAAAUACUUAAACUCAUUGCAGAUAACGAAAGCAGAAGUCUAGAUUUGGUAACAGCAUUAUUUAACAAAUUAUAUAUCUCAAGCAAAAUACCGUCAGAUUGGCUUAAAUCAACAUUCGUAACCCUGCUAAAGAAACCCAACGCCUCACAAUGUGAUGACUAUCGGAUGAUAAGUCUUAUGUCCCAUGUCCUCAAAACCUUUCUUAGAAUCAUCCACACUCGAAUCUACAAGAAGUUCGAAAAUCAGAUGGACAACACCCAGUUUGGCUUCAGAAACGGACUUGGAACACGUGAAGCACUCUUCUCCCUAAAUGUAAUGACACAGAGGUGUAGAGACAUGAAUGUGAAUGUAUUUGCAUGCUUCAUAGACUAUCGUAAAGCGUUCGACUGUGUUAAUCAUCAGAAGAUGAUCAAAAUUCUAAGAACAACCGGAGUUGACGAACAAGACCUACGUUUCAUAUCAGAACUUUAUUGGCAUCAAACGGCGCGCGAUGAGAAUUAUAACGGGCACUACCACAAGCACUCCGAUCUAAUAGCUUCCCGUAUUAUCAAACAUAACUACCCCUCAUUUGAGAAGAUACGCGGCUCUAGUCAGAGAGUGGAAAAAGUGCACCAGCAAUGUUCAUCUUCCCAUCCAUGA
Sitophilus oryzae (rice weevil) is the source of this 1395-nucleotide messenger RNA. RefSeq lists its product as uncharacterized. The record is from RefSeq and is a predicted model, not a curated record. Lineage: Eukaryota; Metazoa; Arthropoda; Insecta; Coleoptera; Curculionidae. The transcript is spliced from 3 exons. The coding region runs from base 1 to 1395 and encodes 464 amino acids.